AUGGGUCACCGUGUUGCAGAGUGUAAGAAUGAUGGUCCGACUUGUUAUAAUUGUGGUGAACAGGGUCAUAUCAGUACACAAUGUCAAAAGCCAAAGAAGACGGUCGGUACUGCUGCCCAGAUUAAUGGUAGAGUGUUUACCUUGAGUGGUUCAGAGGUUCCCAAGACAGAUAACUUGAUCAAAGGUACUUGUUUCAUUAACAACAUUGAGUUAAUUGAUAUUAUUGAUACUGGUGCUACUCAUUCGUUUAUUUCUCUUGAGUGUGCUACGGGGUUGGGUUUAAAAUUAUCUCCUUUGGUUGGGAGUAUGGUUAUCGAUACCCCGACUAAUGGUUCGGUGACUACUGCGUUAGUCUGUUUGAGUUGUCCUUUCAUCAUUUAUGGUAAGAAUUUUGCGAUGGACUUGGUUUGUCUACCUUUGCAUCAAAUCAAUAUUAUUCUUGGAAUGAACUGGUUAGAGUUCAACUAUGUUCAUAUCAACUACUACAACAAAACCGUGAGGUUCCCAGAGUUUGGUGAUUGUGGAUAG
This is a messenger RNA of Lathyrus oleraceus (garden pea), 528 nucleotides long. RefSeq lists its product as uncharacterized. The transcript has a single exon. The coding region runs from base 1 to 528 and encodes 175 amino acids. Gene Ontology annotation, molecular function: zinc ion binding; nucleic acid binding. The record is from RefSeq and is a predicted model, not a curated record. Lineage: Eukaryota; Viridiplantae; Streptophyta; Magnoliopsida; Fabales; Fabaceae.